AUGGUUGGGCCAAAGAACGUAUUACUACUGAUUGCGGAUGAUCUUGGUCGCGACAUAUCAACUUAUAACCCUCAGUCGCCAGCCAAAACGCCUCAUUUGACCGCAUUAGCCCAGACUGGAACCCGUUUCACCUACGGCUUCACGUCCACGGCUUCAUGUUCACCUUCACGCACCGUCAUUUACACGGGGUUGCACACGCACACCAAUGGCAACUACGGACUUUCAGACGGCUGGAAUGCUUUCUGCACAUUCUCUCAUGUUGACACCGCGCCUAAGAUUUUUAGAAGUCUUGGCUAUCUGACGGGAAUCAUCGGAAAGGUCCAUGUAGGACCACCAGAACUCUACCCAUGGCAAGUUCGGGACGAAAGUGAGAGCCGCGAUGUUGCUUGGGUUGCUGAUCGUGCAGAAUCAUUCAUCGCUCAGGCACAAAGAUGGGAGAAGCCAUUUUUCCUGACCGUCGGCUACAUCGAUCCCCAUCGAAACAUGGCAGAACGGGCAGGCUUUGGCAACAGGGACUUCGGCUAUGAUCCUCGGAUAAAAGACAAAAGGUAUACCGCUGGGGAAGUGCUUGUUCCAAAUUACUUGAGUGAUCUACCGGGGGUUCGGACAGAGCUUGCCGAGUAUUGUCGCAGUAUAAAUCGCCUGGACCAGGGCGUCGGGCUGAUCCUGGACAAGCUGCGCCAACGAGGUGUGGCAGACAAUACGCUCGUCAUCUUCUUGUCCGAUAACGGACCUCCUUUCGUUAACUCCAAGACCACUCUGUAUGAUGCGGGUGUACACCUUCCGCUCAUUAUCCGGCAGCCGGGCUCGUCUCCAGGCGUCGUGAAUCCAAACCUCGUUUCUUGGGUGGACAUUCUUCCGACCAUGCUCGACUGGGCUGGCCACCCUGCACUCAACACACCGAACGCCAGCCGCCGGCGUGGACGAUCGCUACUUCCCAUAAUGUCCAAGAGUCAGCGACUCGACGCGUGGUGCAAAGUCUAUGGUUCCCACACCUUCCAUGAGAUCUCAAAUUUCUGGCCCACUAGGUUUUUGAGGAACGAGAGGUUCAAAUACCAUCGCAAUGUGGCAUGGAAACUUGACUUUCCAUUUGCUGCUGACUUGUACGCAUCGUUAUCAUGGGACGGUAUACGCAACUCGGCAGCGAAACAUGGCGGCACCGCGAUGGUCGGUCCUCGAAAAUUGAAAGACUAUAUCAGACGCCCGCCCGAGGAGUUGUACGAUCUAGAUGCUGAUCCAGCUGAGGUCCAUAAUCUUGCAAAAGAUCCGGAGUAUGCCGAUGUGGUGCGAGAGAUGAGAGCAGAUCUGGAACGGUGGCAGGCGGAUACAGGAGAUCCUUUCUUGUGGCGAGAUGGGAUUAGCGUGCUACUCAUGAAGCCGUACGUAAGAGAUGAAGGGUUGCGAGUGCCGGAUCGGUGGGAUUUCGAUGUCGAUGCGCCGGGAAAUAUCGAGGGCAAGAUGCUGAAGUUUGAAAAGUCGAAGUUGUAA
Rhinocladiella mackenziei CBS 650.93 is the source of this 1488-nucleotide messenger RNA. RefSeq lists its product as uncharacterized. The transcript has a single exon. The coding region runs from base 1 to 1488 and encodes 495 amino acids. The record is from RefSeq and is a predicted model, not a curated record. Gene Ontology annotation, molecular function: arylsulfatase activity. Lineage: Eukaryota; Fungi; Ascomycota; Eurotiomycetes; Chaetothyriales; Herpotrichiellaceae.